Molecule: messenger RNA, 1620 nt
Organism: Cornus florida
Lineage: Eukaryota; Viridiplantae; Streptophyta; Magnoliopsida; Cornales; Cornaceae
Product: aquaporin NIP6-1-like
Exons: 5
Coding region: 292-1203 (303 amino acids)
Biological process (GO): transmembrane transport
Cellular component (GO): membrane
Molecular function (GO): channel activity
Source: RefSeq, a predicted model, not a curated record
UGGCAGGGACAGAAAAACCACGACUGGUGUUUGUAGUUCAAACCUUUUUUUCUAAAAAAAAAAUCACAUGCAAAGAUCAGAUUACGCUUAAUGUCCCACCGUCCACUUCCAAAGCCACUACGACUGGUGUUUGUAUUUAUAAUGUCUUGGGGAAUCUCCAAGUCAACACCUUGAUAUUAUAAAUACACAUGCACAUGAAGCACGAGGACAAAGAAGUGAGAGAGCUCAAUUAAGCUUAGCUUCUUUAAUUACUCUUGUUUGCUCUCGUUAAUUACAUUUUUCUUUGUAGUGAUGGACCCUGAAGAUGUUGCUUCAGCUCCUUCAACACCUGCAACUCCAGGGACUCCUGGGGCUCCUCUCUUUGGCGGGUUCAAGCCCGAGAGAAGUGGCAAUGCCAGAAGAUCUCUUCUCAAGAGCUGCAAGUGCUUUAGUGUUGAAGCAUGGACCUUGGAAGAGGGUAGCUUGCCUACUGUCUCAUGCUCAUUGCCACCUCCUCCCGUCUCCCUCGCACGAAAGGUGGGGGCUGAGUUCAUAGGCACCCUCAUGCUCAUCUUUGCAGGGACAGCAACAGCCAUUGUGAACCAAAAGACACAAGGCUCUGAAACCCUCGUCGGCCUCGCUGCCUCCAACGGCCUCGCCGUCAUGAUCAUCAUUCUGUCGACCGGCCACAUCUCGGGAGCCCAUCUCAACCCAUCUGUCACCAUUGCCUUUGCUACCCUCAAGCACUUCCCAUGGAAACAUGUGCCAGUGUACAUUGGGACACAAGUGAUUGCAUCAUUGUGUGCAGCAUUUGCUCUCAAGGGGAUCUUUCACCCAACAAUGGGUGGUGGAGUCACUGUCCCUUCAGUGGCCUAUGGCCAAGCUUUUGCUCUCGAGUUCAUCAUUACCUUCAUCCUCAUGUUUGUUAUAACUGCAGUGGCCACUGACACAAGAGCUGUGGGAGAGCUUGCAGGAAUCGCGGUGGGAGCCACUGUCAUGCUCAACACACUUAUUGCAGGGAAAGCAACAGGAGCUUCAAUGAAUCCGGUGAGAACUCUGGGGCCAGCCAUAGCUGCAAACAACUUUGAAGCCAUAUGGGUCUAUUUCACUGCUCCCUUCCUUGGGACACUAGCUGGGGCGGGUGCUUACUCUGCUGUGAAACUGCCUGAGAUAGAUGGCACUACACGUGAUAAGCCUUCAACAGCCCAAAGCCUCAUAAGGUGAUCAAUUGAUAUAUUCAGACCUACACUAGUUAGAUAAUUCCAUUAGAAGACUUGAGAAUGUAAUAAAAUGAACAGUUCAACAUGGGCAGAGAGUUCUGCCCAAUGGAAAUCUGGUGGGUACAUACAUAUCAAAAUAAAAAUAAAAUGGGCCAUCCUUCAUGCAUAUAUCAAAUAUCUAGAUCAAGCUAGAGAUUUAAAAAAAAUAAAAAUAACUAGAGUAUAUUGAUUGGUGCUUGACCUUUAUAUAAGAGGAUUUGGAAGUGUGGACUGGGUGAAAUGUUUGUUGUCUUCUUUUUUGUGUGUCUGAAAUGUAACAGACUCAAGAACCUGGGGGCUUUUACAAAGCAUUCUUAUUUAGGUAAUUAUUUGCUCUUUCGACAAAGAUAACAUAUUUAUGUAUCAAUGACUUGUUUGAUCA